Molecule: messenger RNA, 2929 nt
Organism: Vanessa atalanta (red admiral)
Lineage: Eukaryota; Metazoa; Arthropoda; Insecta; Lepidoptera; Nymphalidae
Gene: singed
Product: protein singed
Exons: 10
Coding region: 284-1822 (512 amino acids)
Biological process (GO): cell migration; establishment or maintenance of cell polarity; actin filament bundle assembly
Cellular component (GO): cytoplasm; actin cytoskeleton
Molecular function (GO): actin filament binding; protein-macromolecule adaptor activity
Source: RefSeq, a predicted model, not a curated record
GCGCCAUGUUCAUUUCGUUCAGUCCGCCGCGAAGAGUCGUGGGGUUUGUAUCGUCGUAAUUUUUAUUCAGAAUUAUAAUUUGCCCCGGUGCUUAUUUAACCGGUAGAAAUUUAAUUACUUAUAGAAAUAGGUAUUAAUGAAAGACAGUGUUAAGUUAAUUUAUGUUUGUGUUAUAACCGCAAACUGCGAGUUAGACUUUUAUAAUUAGUGUGGUGUUUUUUUCGCGAUCUACGCGACUGCAUUUCUUUGGUGGUGUGUGCUAGCUGAAGUGUAAAGAGGCAAAAUGAACGGUCUGAACGGACAUAGCAACGGAGAAGUCAACGGAGCUGGUGAUAUCAUCACCCAGAACCAGCAGCGUGGCUGGUGGACCAUCGGCCUGAUCAAUUCGCGGUAUCGGUACCUCACAGCCGAGACCUUCGGGUUUAAGAUCAACGCAAAUGGAACUAGCCUUAAGAAGAAACAGAUAUGGACUCUGGAACCAGCGACUGGAAGCGCCAUUGAUAGUAUGAUCUAUCUCCGGUCGCAUUUAGGCAAGUAUCUCGCCGUGGACUCGUUCGGCAACGUCACUUGCGAGUCUGAAGAGAAGGAGGCUGGAAGUAAAUUUCAGAUCAGUGUGUCCGAAGAUGGUACUGGUCGGUGGGCGCUUCGCAACGUCGAACGUGGCUACUUCCUCGGCUCCAGCUCUGACAAGCUCACCUGCACCGCUAAGGUCCCUGGCGACGCGGAGCUUUGGCACGUGCACUUGGCUGCAAGGCCACAGGUGAACCUCCGCUCAAUCGGCCGCAAGCGCUUCGCCCACCUGUCCGAGUCACUGGACGAGAUCCACGUGGACGCGAACGUGCCCUGGGGCGAGGACACGCUCUUCACCCUCGAGUUCAGGGCGGACGAGGGCGGAAAGUACGCGUUGCACACUUGCAAUAACAAGUACCUCAGCGCCGCUGGAAAGCUGCUGGACACGUGCACGUCGGAGUGCCUGUUCAGCGCGGAGUACCACACGGGCGCGCUGGCGCUGCGCGACGGGGCCGGCGCCUACCUGGCGCCCAUCGGCUCCAAGGCCGUGCUCAAGACGCGCUCCACCGCCGUCACCAGGGACGAGCUGUUCUCGCUGGAGGACAGUCUGCCGCAGGCCGCAUUCAUCGCUGCUCUCAAUGAAAAAUACGUCUCCGUUAAACAGGGUGUAGACGUGACAGCCAACCAGGAUGAGAUCUCAUCCCACGAGACCUUCCAGCUGGAGUUCGACUGGGCGACCCGACGCUGGUACAUCCGUACCAUGCAAGACCGGUACUGGACCCUCGAGACCGGCGGCGGCAUUCAGGCCAGCGGGGAUAACAAAUCAUCAAACGCGUUGUUCGAGCUGGAGUGGCAAGGCGACGGAGCGGUCGCCUUCCGCGCCAACAACGGCAAAUAUCUGAUGACCAAACGGUCCGGACAUCUCUACGCGAACUCCGACACCAUCGACGAUAAUUGCAAAUACUACUUCUAUCUCAUUAACAGGCCAAUUCUCGUGCUGAAGUGCGAGCAAGGGUUCGUCGGACCGAAGGGCGUCAAGCUCGAGUGCAACAAGGCCAACUACGAGACCAUUCAGGUCAUCCGCGGACCCAAGGGAGCCGUUUAUUUCAAAGGUCAGAACGGCAAGUACUGGCACGCGGACAGCGAGAGCGUGUCGUGCGACAGCGACUCCCCCCAGCCCUUCCACCUCGAGCUGCGCGAGCCCACCCGCCUCGCCAUCCGCGCGCAGCACAGCUACCUCGCCGCCGCCAAGAACGGGAACUUCCGCCUCGCCGGGCCCGACCUCGCGCACGCCACGCACUGGGAGUACUAGCCGCCCCCCCCCCCCCCCCCCCCCCCCCCCCACACGCGCGCGCCUCCACCCCCGCGCCGCGACUCUGCGUCGUGUUGCGUUUCGUCGAUGUCAAACUGAGAUUUAGACUUCCCCACAUACUCUCUCCGAGUGCGCGGUUCCAGCUGACGCCAGUCCGUCUCCCGCCGCUCCGCGCCCGCGCGGACGGCGUCCGAACGAUCCAAACGGCCGAUUCCCGGCAGAAUCCGCCGACAGUGGUACUUAAUAAAAAUAAAAACGGGAAUGUCUGCAAUGCACCUGGCAUUGUUUAAUUUACAUUUCAUCAAAAAAAAAUAUAUAAACAGCGCCAACUGGACGCGCCACUCGCAUUAGUUCGGAUAAGAUAUUUAUCGCACGCGUGCGAAUGUGAUCGUAUUGAAAUAUCGCUUGUCUAAUUAUCGUAAUCAUAGAUUAUUUUCUUAUAUUGGUAGAUCUGCCGAGGUAAUCGCUUGAUGAGAAUUAUUUUUAUACUUUCCCGUGACGCGGGAUCGCUUGAAUAUUUAUUUUUAAAAUAUCUAAAUUAAAUUUAAUUGAGACUCAAAGAUAUCGGAAUCAGUCGAGGACACACGUCGGCCGUCGGAGCGUCCAGUCGACGAGUCCGACGCGGCCGAGACGGAUCCUACAAAAUUGAGCAUUCAGGUAAUCAUUGUACCGUGAGUGAGUCGUAACUGGGCUAUUCGCAAUACCAGACGUGCUGCCGAACAUUCCCUUCGCGGUCUGGCUUCGUAUGAAUAAGCUAAUUAAGUUAAUGUAAGUUAUAUCGGUAUAGGAUUAAGCUGCAUUUACACCGCUCCCAAACGUACGUCCAUUCCGAGGUUUUUUAAUCUUUAGACGAGAUUUUUUAAGAUUUUUACGCGUUUUGAAUCCGGUGCGGCGAGCGAGUGAGACGUGCGGAGCCGCACGAGACUCCCGCGAGACUCCCGCGAGACUCCCGCCUGCACUCGCGUUUGGGAGGCGACGUCUCGAUAAGUUUUUAUAUGUCUCGAUAAUGAACAAAUAAUGGAGAAUGUAUGGCAUUAUUGCUGAUCCUAAAUAUUUGUACGAUAACGUCUUGUAAACUAUUAAUAAAUAAAUUAUAAUCAUAUUGUA